Molecule: messenger RNA, 3426 nt
Organism: Planococcus citri (citrus mealybug)
Lineage: Eukaryota; Metazoa; Arthropoda; Insecta; Hemiptera; Pseudococcidae
Product: aminopeptidase N-like
Exons: 14
Coding region: 114-3152 (1012 amino acids)
Biological process (GO): peptide catabolic process; proteolysis
Cellular component (GO): cytoplasm
Molecular function (GO): zinc ion binding; peptide binding; metalloaminopeptidase activity
Source: RefSeq, a predicted model, not a curated record
UCCACGACCACAGAUGCAAACUUAGCAUAGCAGUUCUUGGAAUUUUGUCGACAUGAACGUAAUUUAAUAACACAUACUCGAAUGUAGUUUUCAAGAACAAACAAAAGAAAAAAAUGUGUCGUGUUUUGAACCUACUAAUUUUAUUAGCAUGUAGCGUGAACCUGAUUCGCGCCGAAUUCGAUCUCGGAGACCUAUUUGGCGGAAUUACGAAAAUCACCGAAGAGAAUUACGAUUUGCCAGCAACCAUCGUGCCGACUUUUUACGAGCUAUCUAUUAAAGUAGAUUUCCAGGAUGUUAUAUUAUACGAAGGCGAAGUAUCGAUCAACUUCAAAGUGAAAUCGAAAACCAAUCAGGUAACGUUGAAUAGUCAUGGGUUGAAUAUUACGUCUAUUUCCAUCCUCAACGAUGUCAGCAAACUACGCUUGCAUAAUCAUACCAUUUUGGAAACGACUCAAAUGCUGGUCAUCAAUACGAAACCAACCCUUACCGAAGAUCGCGUCUAUACGGUUCGUAUCUCUUAUAGAAAUACCCUGAAGGAAGGAGAUAGCGGAUUUUUCCUAAAAUCGUUCAUGAUCGAAAACGAAACUCAGUGGAUAGCUACGACACAAUUUGAACCAAUUUUUGCCAGAAAUGUGUUUCCAUGUUUCGACGAACCACAUUUCACAUCUCCGUUCAUCCUGCACAUCGCAAGGCGAGAAGAACAAGAUACUUUAUGCAAUCUUCCAUUAAUCCGAACCGAAACUGAUCCGGAGAACAACAACAUCACGUGGGAUACCUUCGGCACUCAAAAAUCAAUUCCAACUUACGCCUUGACGUUUAUGAUAUCGAAUUUCGAUUUACUUCAAUUGACUGAAAAACAAAAACUAAGAUCGGAAGCAAAACGCGUACCAAUGGCUUCGGACGCCGAAAAAACUCUGUCAAAAAAAAUGAAGAGUACUAUAAAUUGCAUCAGACAGUUCACUCAGAUUGAAAUGAAAGAAGAUCAGAACAAUUACGAAAUUUACAUGGUUCCUAGUAACGCUGAAUUCGUAUUAGAUGACUGGGAGCUGAAAUUAUUCGGCACUACCGCGUUUUAUUAUCCGAAAAAAGACCCUUUACGAAACAAAGAACCUAUGGCUUUGAAUAUGGCACGACAAUAUGCCAGAAAAUUGAUCACCGAAUAUCUGGGGCACGUAAAAUGGGAAUAUGCCUGGUGGAACGAGGCUCUCAUUGCAUACACGGCGCACCGAGUAGCAACCGAAGUUGAAUCGAGUUAUAAAUUAUCCGAAUAUUAUUUAAUCAACACGUAUCAAAAAUCGUUGAUGGCCGACGUGUACAGCUAUCGAACCGCAUCCACGAAUAAUAAACCAUCGGUUAUUAUGGAAAAUUACGAUAACUUGGCUGUUCAUAGAGGCGUUGGUAUCUUGACCAUGUUAGAACACACAGUCUCGCCUUCAGUUUUUCAAAAAGCAUUCCACCAAUAUCUUCGCAUGUGCAACAGUAACAUAUCGAUGACACCAUACGUAUUAUACGACGUAAUAGACAAAGAUAUCCAACGUACACGUAAUAAUUAUCCGGUAGGCAUUUCGUACUUUAUGAAGUUGUGGACCGAAUCGAGCGAAUAUCCUUUAAUUUUGAUGAACACCACACACGGAGAUGUAGAAAUCAGACAAGAAAUAUACGGUUCCGAUGAAAAUGCUAAGGUAUUAGAAUGGAUAGUACCGUUGACAUAUACCACCAAAAAAUACAAAGACUUUUACGAAACGUCUCCCAAAGUAUGGUUAUUCCCUCGUCAAGAAGUAAGAUUGGGUAACAUAUUGGAAAAUGGUGACUGGAUUUUAUGCAAUAUACAGUCAACUGGUUAUUAUCGAGUAAAUUACGACCAGAGCAACUGGAAAGCACUAAUUCAACAAUUGUAUUCGAACCACGAAGAAAUCGACAUCAUCAGUAGAUCUCAAUUAGUAGACGACAUUCUUCAUCUGGCUAUCGAUGAAAGAGUAGAUUUCCAUUUGGCUCUCACCCUGACGAAUUACUUGAAAAAUGAAAACAGCCUGUUACCGUGGUUAUCGGCGAUAAAUGUUUUCAAAAAUUUAAUUUUGACUUAUGACCAAACUUCUGCCAGCAUCGCACUGAGAAGUUACAUUUUGGAAUUGUUUCAAAAUAUUUACCACACUAUUGGAUUUUACGGCAGUAGAAGGGAUUCUUACGAAGUAAAAAUCAGUCGACCAGAAUUCGUGUAUCUGGCUUGCAAUCUGAAAUUAAAUGACUGCGUGGAUAAGGCUUUGGUUGAAUUCAAUAAUAAGAAGCAUGAUUUGUCGAAAAUUAGCAUCGAUGUAAGAGAAGCUGUAUUUUGCACCGUUGCCAAAUAUUACAAUCAAACGGAAUUAUGGACUUAUUUGUGGAACAUGUACGAAUCUCCGAUUUACGAUUACGAAAAAUCCCUCAUCAUCCGAUCAUUUAAAUGCUUCGAAGAAACAAAAAUACUCAAAACGAUUUUGUAUAAAAUAAACGAUCAAAAUGAGAAUGUUUUAUCGGACAAACACAAACAAGAAGCUUACAAAUCGGUUUUCUUGAGUAAAGGCGGUACCCGAGCUUGUUUGCAAUACCUGGAAGAAAUUCUAUCGGAGAGCAACGCAGUAUAUUCCAUCAACACUGUAGCCACGAUCGAUUACAUAAUUUCCAACAUGGUAAUCGGCAAUCACGAACAACUGAAACUGAUUCAUAAUUUACUCGCGCAAAUGAACGAUUUAAACCAAACCGAUUACCAAGGUUUAGUGCACGCUUUAAAGAGUAAAUACCGCGAAUCUAAAGAAUCGUUGUCAUUCAUCGAGAACGUUGUUCGCGGAAUUAAUUCGGCCAUUAACAGCAUUAAUCCUUCUAAUCCACCUUUGAAAAAAAGUCAAUCAUUCAAGGAAAAGGCCGAGUCAUAUGUCAGAAGAGAAACCGAUCGAUUUUCGUACAAGAAAGUGGCCAAAGCUGUUUUCUACGAUUAUCUCGGGCCGAGGGUAUUUGGCAAAUACUUCCAAUAUAUUUCGCUGCUGAACUUUUUGGAUACAUCGAUACCUUACGAAAGACUAGUCAUUAAUUUGCUUAAAAAAGUUCACGUUCCGGAUUUCUUACAUAGAAAAACUCCGCAGACGGAACCUCCAAUGCAGUAUGACGAAUCUUCGUAAGAUGAAUUAUUGUUGAAAAACUUCGAAUACCAAAUAAAUUAUCGAUAAGACUGUACAAAUUUCAUUUUCGUCUUUUGGAACAAGUUUGUGUACGAAUUAGCUUUUUUUCUAGUUCUUGUUGAUCGCAUUUAUUUUCACAUUAAUGUGAAAUAACAAUGUACAAAUUAAUACAUCAAUUCAAUCGAUAUAAUUUUAUAUUUCAAUUUCAUUUUUAAGGAAUUUAUCAUAUUUUAUAUUAUGAAAAAUAAAAAUAAAAUUUUGAUUAAAAAAAAAA